CUUCCCUUUUGUUGCCUCCUGAUUCUUUCUAGGAGCAAUAUAUAUAAACAAUAGCAAGCAAGAAAAUGAUAGAGCUAUCAUAUGCAAAACCUGUGUCUUGAAAGCCACUAUCUCUAAAUCCCAAAACAGAAAAACAACAUUCAAGCAACCAUAAAGGACCCAUAAAGGAUUGCAUGUAGUAUGUGUGCACCUUCAAGUAGCCCCUGAACCCGGAAGAAACAACACCCAGGAGGGUCAUUCUUACAUACAAAAACCCCAGCCCCUCAACUUUGAAAGCAAAGCUGAAGGCUCGCUCGACCACCUUUCCGACCUCAAAAAAUGACUGUUUGGUGGCCACCGACCCCCAUCGUACACCGACAGUAUUCCUGCAAAGCUUCAAGAAACCAAGCCAGACCUGCAAUUUUCCUAGCCAGCAGAGGGAGUACAAAAAAAGAAAGCGUCGCCAAACUAAAACAGAAACGAAAAAGCAAUUCUACGUGAUUCCCCGAGCACCGCCUGCAGCGCGAGAGGCCAGAGAAGGCGGGAGGAAGAAAGAGCGCAGGCAGGCCCGGAAGGUCGGCCGGAAAAGCUCGAGGGAUUGAUUCCGCCCCCACCCGGUCUCCCGUCUCUUGGCCCCGGCGAAGAAGGCCGGGAGAGUUCCUGUUCGCCCUGUCGGCCCGCCGCUGACGAAGCAGGCAAAAGCGGCGCUCUCCUCCCUCCCUCCCUCUUCGUCAGACGUGGCUGUGCAGAACGGGAGGAAGCCCCCCCCCGAAAGUCUGCAAAGCUGAAUGGUUCAUAAGUGGAAAGCAUGUCUGAAGAAAUCAGGAAAAGACUUGAUUUUCCUAACCCCUUUAUACAGUCACAGACUGUGGGCCAUCUUGUAGCUGCCGUACAGAAAGAAAAUGUUUUGCCUAACAAGAUAAACCAGUCCACUCACCAGACCCCUGCCUUGAACUUGCUCUGGGAAAAGUGCUGCAGUGACAAUGUGGUUGUCAGGACAACCUGCUGUGAGGAGCUUGUGACUCUCGUGGUACAGGAUCAUGCAGAAUUCACCUAUGUUCUUAAUGGAGCUCUCAACUUGAUUCCUUCUGCUAGGAAUGUCCAUGGUUUGAUAAACAUCAUUGUAAAACUACUACAGAUGCAGGCCCUGAAGGUGAUGAAAAAUCAAGAGGAAAAACAGUUGGAGCUAUAUGCAAUCAGGAGCUCUCCUCAUCCCCUGAUUGUUGUUCUUGAAAACAGACCUGACAGCUGGCCAGUUCUCCUGCAGCAAAUGGCAUCAUUUUUCCUGCAGUGCCCAGAAGGUGCAGAAAGUUCAUACAUCGUUAUAAUGAAACCGUUUCUAAGAUAUCUGUACUGUGAGCCUUGCCAUGCGAGGGAACAUGCUGAGUUACGAAUGGGGCUGCUUCGAGUCUUGCUUCAGCCAGGUGGGCUUCAGGACAAAGGAGAGCCUUCUGUCCUUGAAUACCACCUCCUUCACCUGUUUUGCGAUUUGGUUCCACGUUAUCAGAUAAAAGAUCUGCCACAGGUAACAGAAAUGCUGCAUUUUCUGGAAGAUUUAUUUUGGAGUCUGGUACGCUACCCUACUGUUUGGAAAGCCCAUUUAUGCCAGCUCUGUCUGCAACUUCUGUGCUUUUGUGAGGUUUGCCUGAAGAUCACAGGGGAAUGUUCAUCUUUAAUUUGCUUGAUAGAAGAAAAUGUGGAGAUCUUGAAAGAGGAUUUUCCAUUCGAUAUGGCCAUAAUUGGAUUAGGCUUGCUUCUGUUGCAGGCUCCGGCCAGUCAGCAAAAGCCAAUUUUAAAGCUAGCCCUCAAGAUCCUUUCCUGUUCUAAAAUCAAGAUAACUCUAAUGUCACCUCUCACCCUGAUGAUGCCUGCCCUGCAAAUACUCUCAUCGACAGCUGUGAAAGAUGGCAUAGCUGAGGAAGAUGGUGGCACCACAAGGCAGCAGCUGACCAUUGAUCUCCUAGAAAUUAUUCAACAGAAAAACAUAAAUGAGAAAAAGCCAUUGGCUUCUUGUGAGCGUUUUUUCCCCAUCACCACUGCUUAUGGUUCACUGCAUACUACCUGGAGGAUCCUUAUGCUUAUGAACGAUAUGUCCUUUGUGACUGACUGGUUGUCUUCUUUGAAGUCAGUGUUACCUGUUACAACUCAAGUCCCUGCCCAUGUUUCCCUUUUGCUGACCUACCUCCUUGUUCAAGAAAAUGGAGACAGCCUCCACAGUGUACUGGCUACCACUGUAGAAAUUGCCAAAGCAGAUUCAUCUCAGGUGCCAAAUCUGAUUCCAGUCCUGAUGUUUAAACUUGGAAGGCCACUGGAGCCGACACUCUGUCGGGAUAUUUUAUAUACUUUGCCUGCUUUGGCUGUACACAAGGUUUGUGUGGCACAGAUUUUACGUGUGCUGCAGGUGCUGGGAAGCACACCAAAGCUUCAAGCAGUUACAUUACGACUGAUGACGUCUUUGUGGGAGAAACAGGAUCGAGUUUACCCAGAACUUCAGAGAUUCAUGGCAAUGUUGGAUAUGGCUUCUCUGUCUGUAGGCAAAGAUACACAAUGGGAAAAGUUGAUUGCCAAAGCUGCUUCCAUCAGAGACAUAUGCAAACAAAGGCCUUACCAACAUGGUGCAGAUAUGUUGGCAGCAAUUUCCCAGGUGCUGAAUGAAUGCACAAAACCUGACCAAGCUACACCGGCAGUCUUAGUGUUACAAGGACUUCAUGCUCUUUGUCAAGCUGAGGUUGUUUGCAUUCGCUCUACAUGGGAUGCACUGUCCCCAAAGUUGGCCUGUGACACUCGACCACUAGUUUUAAAAACACUAAGUGAGCUGUUUUCCCUUGUUCCUUCACUGACGGUGAAAUCAAGUGAAUAUGAAAAAUUUAAAGCUCAAGUUGUCAGCUUCCUGUGGAGCCACACACAGAACAAGGAUCCUCUCGUAGCCAACUCUGCAUACAAAUCUCUUGCUGAAUUCAGUUCUGAAGAGCAUACUAUCCUUCAUCUCCCUGAACAGGCAAGACCAGAAGUAGACCAGCAUGAAGAGGUGGAUGCAAAUGAAGGGGAUGGAGAAGAAGAGGUGGAUCUCUCUGUUCCUGGUGCUUCAUACAUUAAAUUGUUGUUGCUCACUUCUCCUCCUGUUCUACCAGCAUUUGAAGAGUUCACAACAUCACUUCUGAAACAGGAGAUGGUCAACAUGCCUCGUGGAAUAUACCAUUCUGCACUCAGAGGAAGUGCUAUCCGGUCAGACCAAGGGAAGACUGUGUCAGGGGUUCCAAACUUUAUGCUAAAGAUGUAUGAGAGGAACAAGCAACCAGGGCUGAAGCCUGGCCUUGCAGCUGGCAUGUUGCUGAGUUAUGAUCUUCCAGUCCAUGUGGGUAAGGAUGGUAAACCUAUCAGUCGAUUUCUAGCCAGCAGGGGGCGCAAUUUCCACCAGAUGUUAACGGCUCUCCUCCAUGAGGUGAACAUUCAACCAUCAGAGUGGCACCAUUCUCUGCUGCUUCCUCAGUCCUGGGCAGGAUUUAUGGAGAGAACAUACCACGCUAUUUUGCAAGGAAGACAAGCUGAGUUGGAGAUGCAACUGAAGCAUGGAAAAGAGGGGCCUGAAGAAGUGCAGUACAAACAGUUUACAGCCUGGCUCUGGGUCAGAGAUAUGUUGACUGAUGUAAUCAAGGGUGCUUCAAAGGAAAGUCCAGUGGUGAAAGGGAAUUGUCUCCUCGCCUUAACAGGCCUUGCUGUUACUGUUGCAAAACAUGAGAAAGGUCUUUCUUCAGAUACUGAAGAACAGUUUGAUACUGAGCCAGAUUUUCUUCUGACAAAGCACUGGAUUUUGAUGGUGAUAGAUACGCUUCUUAGCAUUAUAGACAGCCACUACCAUCCCAAGGGCCGUGUCUUCCCAUGGUUUUAUCAGAAAUCCUACUCGGGUGAAAACACUGCAAGUUCUAUUGCUCGUUCCUGUGCAGCAACUGCUUUGUCUCUCUUGGUGCCAGUUUUUAUUGUAUCCUACAAGGAAAAGGUUGAGGAAGUCCUAAAUUUGCUGAUUGCCAUGUUACCAGGGAAACCAAAUGCAGAUGAGUCUCAGGCUGUUCAAAUUCACAUGGGCCUUGCUUUGGGGAUGUUUGUCUCACGAUUAUGUGAAGAGAAAAUCAGUGAUAUUGAUGACAAGCAAAUGAAUCUCCAAUUGAUGAAGUCUCUGGAUAAAUUAGAGGACUGCUGCUUUGACACCAGUCUAGAGUACAACACUGGAUGCAUCCUGGGUGUAGGACUUGUUCUGUCAAGGAUGAAUUGCAGCAGCCUAACAGAUUCCCUAGGGCACAUCUCAGCUUCCUUGAAUAAACUUUGCAAAUACUUGAAUGAUGCAGAAGACCAAAGCAGAACCUUCCAGGAAAUUCUUGCCUACACUGUCGCCUGUGUCUGUUUUUCUGCCUUCAGUGUUAAGAUCAUUGAAGCCAUGGAGGCUGAAGAGAUCAUGAACAAGUUGCAGAGAUUAGCAGAAGCUAAUCAGCAGACAACCGGUUUUACCUUAGCAUUGGGUAGCCUUGUUCAUGGACUUUCUGUGUGUGGACAUGGUAAAGCAGAAGACCUCAGUAACAGGCUAUUUACUGCUUGGAUGAAAAUUGUACUGACAGAAGGUGCCCCUACAAUGCAACGCAUUGCUGCAAUCAAUGGGCUGGUUUCUCUGGUAGGUUCUGAAGCAGCCAUGCUACAGCUGAAAACUGAGUCUAUCCAAUCUUCCCAAUUUCAAAGCAAACUCAAUGAAGUCAUAAGAACCCUGAGCCAGAUAAUCAGCUUCUCUGGAGUGAUUGGCCUUCAGACAAAUGCCGCAUGGCUAUUGGGACAUCUUCAUUUCUCCAGUGUGUCUGCAAACCAGAGUCGGACCUCUGUUCCUCCAGACUUUAGCUACCUGUCUGAGAAAAGCUUCCUCAGGGCUGCAGUUGACUUUGUCAUUGAAGGUGGAAAGAAAGGCCCUGAACAAGUUCGCCCUCAAUUGAUAAAGGCAGUCAUGGCACCUAUAGCAUUAAUUGGAGAAAGCUACCAGUAUCCCCCAGUGAACUGGGCAUCUAUUCUUUCCCCUCUGCUGCGGCUAGACUUUGGUGAGGAGAUCCAGCAGCUGUGCCUUCAGCUAGCCGUGACUCAGGUCCAGUCAUCUCAAAAUGCGGCAGUGCUCCUGGGGAUGUGGGUAGCACCACCUCUAGUGCGUAGUUUAAGUAUAGGAACGAAGAAGUAUCUUUUCACUUCCUUACCUGUAUGGAUGAAAUAUGUAGCAGAAGACCAACUGCAGGCAUUCACUGAAGUGUUUAUGGUGCAGCAUUUUGAGGCCAAGGACCAGCCAAAAAAUGUGGAGCUUUGCUGGAAUAUUUUACAGGGACUCCACCAAGCCAUGAAACUUCCUAGCCCUGCCCAGUACAGCUGGAGCUGUCUCUGCCGGGCUGCUGAGAGAAUAUUUGAGCUUUUGCCAAAUGAGAUUCGGCAAAAUGAACUGAAGCUCUAUAUUGAUUCAGCAAAAUGCCUUUCAGAAAUGACAGACACAGAGAUUGAUCAAAUUACCCAACCGUCAAAGAAUAAUUUGGAAAAGGUGACAUUUGUUAAAGUUUAUUUGGUUGCUCAAGGCAGACUUCCUUUACUGAGAUGGAAUGAUGUGAUUAGCAUGGCAGCUGGGUGCCAGCAGAAGGAAACUAUUGUGUGGAUGCUGCUACAGAGCUUCUACCAUGCACGAAUUUUGAGCCACAAAAACACUGGAGUCUUAAAGAGAAUGGAGUGGCUCUUGGAACUGAUGGGGUAUAUCAGGAAUGUUUCCUUGAAGACAGCAUCCAUACCAAAUGUGUCUCCUAAUGAGGCAUGGGAUGAUGGACAUUAUAGUCAAAUACAUCUAGAGGUUGCUGGCUUGAGAAAGGCUGAUCUGCAAGAUUUGAAACCCUCCUACCCACCUGCUGAGAAAGACAAACAAGUAUUCAUAGGGCUGUUGCAUAUAUUUCCUCUCUCAUUAUUGUCAACAUUAUGGAUAUUUUUAAAAGAGGCACAGAGGAAGAAUGGGGAACCACAGACAAAAUCUACUGUCCCCCACCUUUUAACCCAGACAGCUUUCUUUCAAGCAGUCAGCUUCCUUCUGUGGAUCUUUGCUGCUUCUGUGGUGGCGUGGGCUGACCAUGCUGCACCCCUGCUGCUUGGCCUCAGUGCUGAUUGGUCUCCCUGGGAAGGUGGCACAGUGUCACAGUUGUCUGCAGGUUAUUUGGGCCAGCGGCCAGUAGAUCAUUUGGCUGCCCAGGAGACCCUCACUCUUCUUCCAGGGUGCUUGCAGAUCCUGAUGGCAAAGGAACCGUGGAAGGAACACACACAAAAGUUUAUUGAUUGGCUGUUGAACAUAAUGGAAAGCUCAGAGGAAGUACUCUCCCAGUCUUCUAGAGACCUUUUGAAAGCUUCACUGUUGGCCCUGAGAUCUCUCCAAGAGUUCAAGAAGAAGGCAGUAUGGACAAAAGCUUAUGGCUGGUAGUCCCAGUAUGACAAAGAAGGGAGAAAACUAAAACGUGGUGUGAAAGACAUAACAUUGCUAUAGAGUGCUUUAGGAUUUCUAUUCCAGACAGAUUGUUGUCUUUCCUGAGCAAGAUGUUUAAAAGAGUUUACUGUAUACAUAUGUACCUUUGUUCUAACAGAUUGCCAUGCAUAUGAAGCUUGUGUUGGAAAAAGCUUAGCUCCGAGUCAUAGAAUUUCAUUUUCUGAAAUUUAAAGGAUGGUAUGAACUAUACAACAAAAUUCUAUGAUGCAUUGGGUGAAAUCUGUGAUCUUGUGACAAAAUUAAACAUACUAACUUGAAAUUACAA
Pogona vitticeps (central bearded dragon) is the source of this 6779-nucleotide messenger RNA. The record is from RefSeq and is a predicted model, not a curated record. NCBI's taxonomy places the organism in Eukaryota, Metazoa, Chordata, Lepidosauria, Squamata, Agamidae.